Messenger RNA from Hemicordylus capensis (graceful crag lizard), 3774 nucleotides. It is a transcript of the gene NRIP2, whose product is annotated as nuclear receptor interacting protein 2. The record is from RefSeq and is a predicted model, not a curated record. Gene Ontology annotation, molecular function: aspartic-type endopeptidase activity. Lineage: Eukaryota; Metazoa; Chordata; Lepidosauria; Squamata; Cordylidae. Gene Ontology annotation, biological process: proteolysis. The transcript is spliced from 6 exons. The coding region runs from base 603 to 1367 and encodes 254 amino acids.
AGCUCUUUGAGUCAGGCGCAGUCUGCUCAAAUUGAGAAUUCAGGAGAUGCGUCAAAUACCCCAGCAGAGAGAGAGAAAGAGAGCGAAAGAGGAAAGAAAAGACCCUGAAAUACUCUGCUGCUGAAGAGAAUCACAGUCUCUGCCUGUUUAUCAGGAGGGGACAGUGCUGCGUAUACAUAACACUCGCUCACUCGCGCAGGCACAGCUGGAAGAAGCAGAGUCCAGCCGGGAACGGCAGGGACAUCCUUCGGCUCUGACUCAGUGGGGAUUUUUGUCCCCAGAGUAUCUUGCUGUUACUGCUAGAUUAUUUAUUUGUUAUAUUAUUUUUGCAACCGAAGGGACGUGUUAGCUGGAGGCAGCAGAGCGAGUACACUAAGCAGGAGGAUUUCAAGGCUUUGAGGAUAGGAAGAAACAUGAAGGGAAUGGGGAGAGAACGAGAAAGGGCGCCUGGGUGCUAGAAUUAUUUCUUGCAAACCAGGAGAAACCAAGAGUUUGAUCAGGGAAAGGGUACAGAAGAAUUCCAAAGUGAAUCAUUGCAGGGAAAUCAGGCAAAACGAUAACAAUAAAAUUAAAAUUAAAAAGCUCUUGUUAGACUUGAUACCAUGAGCACAAGAAAAACCUGCCCCAUUCGAGGGGGAGCAAAAGAUGGGGACCAAAAGCAAAGAGAAGACAUCCAGGACCCAGACAAGGUGAAGCUGGAGGCAGAGCUGUGGAGUAAAACCAUGCUGCAGCAGAACAGGCAUCUGAAGCAGGCCACCCAGUUUGUCCACAAGGACUCCGCUGAUCUCCUACCCCUGGAUGGGCUGAAAAGGCUGGGCACCUCCAAGGAUUUGCAACCACACAGUGUGGUACAACGACGUCUUCUGGAGGAGAACCUAAGCAAGCUGCGGGGAGAGGCCAAAAAUUGUACUACUAUAGAGGAGAAAUCUCCGGUGACAGAGAAGGAGGAUGUGACGGACAAGGAUGUAAAAAAAUGGUGGAAAGCCCCCCCAUCUUUGCUUGUGCACUGCAAGUGCCAAGGCCGGCUGCUAAAAGCUGUUGUCAACACAGGGUGCCAACACAAUCUCAUCUCUAGGAGCUGCUUGAAGCAUCUGGGAUUACAGGAAGUGCCCACCAGCUUCCAGAAUGCCCAUCCUUGUCCAUCUCGUGUUGUUGGCCAAGUGGAGAGAGUUGAGGUCCAGUUUGGUCAGGAGAUGGUGCAGUGCUCAGCACUUGUUGUGGAUGACGAAAUGUUGGACUUUUGCUUAGGUUUCCAGACUUUGCUCUCGCUGAAGACUUGCAUUGACUUGGAUGAAGGGGUCCUUCAGCUGAAAAGUCUAGGUCAAGAGCUGCCUUUCAUCCAUAUCUCUGAGGAACAAGAGAAGUGACUGAACAAAUUACAUGGAACUGAGGGGAAAGAGAUGACUGGUUAUCUGAAAAACACUUGGGCUAUCAUUUUGCAAUAUUAACCUGAGGAGCAAGAAGAAAGUGAGAGCCAGCUGCUGUUCUAGAAGACUAUUUGGAGUGGUGUUCUGUAGAUAAUUUACCCCAUUCCUUUCUGUAGUCCCUUUGGCUUUCCCCUAAGUGGCAUCUCGCCUCCUUUUCUAUCACUUCUUGUCUCGUUGCUCUGAAGUCACUUUGUCCUUAAAUGACUUGAUUUUUGUUGUUCUUGUUAACUAAUUAAUCCGUUUAUUAAAGCCAUUAAUUAAUAUAGCAGGAAACAGUUGUGAGCAGCAGCCUUGUGUGGUACUGUAAAUGAAGAGGUCACAAACUUUGCAGGUUUUUAUAUACUCCCUUUGGGCUGCCCACCAGUAGGUCUUCCCCCAUUUCCUAAUUUAAUCUCUUAAAAUUCCAACAGGUGUUCUGCAGAGAGAGAUGGAUUUAAUUCCCUCAUGGUAGAAUGAAAGUAUUUUACUGAGGGUUACAACACAAAAGGCUGACCUGAGAGAGGCACUUUGACAACAAUGCAGCAUGUCUGUUGGGCCACUUGUUGACCAAGAAUGCUUUUUCUGCUAUAUGGGCCUUAGCACAGAGGGUCCUCUCUCUGCUAGGCCCAGCUAUGGGAAUUAAUAUCCCAUCUGCCAAGCAUGUUUAAGCAACUCCAGCAGCAUGUAUGUUCUAUACCCAUCAGCCAUACCUAUAUCAAAGUCAACAUCAAUCAACUUCAACGAUUGGACUUACAUCCAUCGCUAAUAGCUGGGUAUCAGCCAUCCAUACUUAGGUGAAAGACAGUCCAAGCCUUUCUGAGCAGCUUAGAGUAUUACCAAACUGAUAUAUUAUUAAUUUCUAAAUGAUAUCCUGUGCUUUACUGCUACUUAAGCCACUGCAACGCACAACUAUAUUUCUCUUCCUGCCAUGGCUGGUGAUUUGCCAAGUCUUCUCUCUGCAGUAUUUCCAUGAUUUGUUGAUAUUGCUGCAUGCUUCCAUUGCCCUGACAAGACAUUCCAGGACCAGUUCUACCAGUUUCUUUUCCUACAUUCAUUUACAAGUAGAGCAUAAAUGUAGCCAGACACUCCUAUGAGGCAGGAAUCCCCCCACCCCUGAUCCCCAGUGAGGGGCUCUGGACCCUCACCUCAAGGCACCUUCAGGCCAUUCUCAUCUCGGUUCCCACACACAUUUUCAUACACAGACCACUGCCCCUCAGGUCACCUUCCCCCAAGAGGAGACCAUGUUCUGACAAUUAGCUUAGGCAGCAAACCGUUCUGGGCUAUUAACCAGGAAUCUAAGAGGUCUUGGCCGUUAACUGCCAAGAGUGCUAGACAUCUUAUCCCUUUUGUUCUCUCUGCUUUCUUCAGCUUGGCACAGAAUUGGUAAAUUAGUACAUUUUAUGGGGCCAUGUUCAAAUGUGUGGCAGGCUCUUGAUAGACAUAUUGAAGUCCUAUAUGUUGGCCCUUGGUGUCAGGGAUCAAGAAGGAUGUUGCCAAGACAGAGAAUAGGAGGACAAAGGAUAUAUCAUUUGGGGAAAUGGCAAAGAGAAUUGGUUACAGUUAGCCUAAUAAAAAAGGAGAUUAAGGAUGAAUAGGCUGAUAAUUCUAAUCAUGAGCCUUUUGGCAACGGAAUAAGGUGCCUCAUGAGGUUCUGAAAUCACCUUUGCAAUGUUUUUUAAAUGAUUCAGUCAAGUUUGGGUUGCUUUAGGUGCAAGAUAUCCUGUAAUGGAGUAGGACAGGGUGGUAUUUCCCAGCCAGCAUGCUACACUGACUCACUCCCUUAUUCACUGGGAGGGAUGUGUCCUUCAUGAUGCAUGAUAGAGCAAAUCAGCUCCAGGAGGGAUGUGAGGGGCAGCUACAAAGAGGAGGAAGUGAAAUGUGGUAUGGUGAUAUUUCUGUUGGGGGACAGAAUUUUUUUAGAAAAUUAAGUUUGCCUCAGGAUGAAAAGGGUUAGGAAAUAUUCAAAUAGGGAGGAUGAACUAAAUGAUCCUUUGUAUCCUUUUCAACACUGUGAUUUUAUAGGAUUUUUCAGGAAUGGGUUUUUGAAAAUUAACUUGUGGAACUGUUGGCCACAAAAUGUGGCAAUAGCCACUAAGUUAGUUAUAAACAGAGAGGAAGACUUGCAGAGAAUGGCUACUGCUGUGAUAGCUAAAUGGAACCUCCAUGUACAAAGGUGGUAUACUCCUAAAUACCAGAUACCAGGACAAACUGGGGAAGGCCUUCAUGCUCUGCCUGUGUGUGCUGAGACUGGCUAAUGUUGAUAACAGGAGGCUGACCAAGAUGAACCUUAGCCUGAUCCAGUGAGGCUGUUAUUUUUUCUUCAAAAUGUGCAGCGACUUUAAAUAAAUUGCAUCUUUUAUUGAGCCAA